AAUGCUGAUCCAGCAGAGAGCUGCCUGAGAUCUGAAUGCUGAGCAGAGCAGGGAGCAGCAUGUGGUAGCUAGGAGCAGACUUUGCUUUGUUAGGUGAAUAAUAUGCUAAGAAGAAAGGUGUUUAUUUGUUUAACACAAGCUCACCUUGUGUUAAUGUGGAGGACACCGCAAUAACUAGCUGUAUCGGCCCUUGUCUACUUGACCCCACGCCUUGCAGUGUUACACAUGCCUGGAGCCGAUGAGCGCCUCCCUAUGCAUGACCAUCAGCAACUGCUCCACGGAUGACGUUGUGUGCAAGACAGUAAUGUACUCCCGAGAGGAAGUUUACCCCUUCGUGGGCGACUCAACCGUCAUCAAGUCGUGUGCUCAGAAAUGCAUCCCGUCCGACGUGGAUGACAUCGGGAGCUCUCGCCCCACCUUCUGCUGUAACUCUGACUUGUGCAACGUGGAUGGGGCGGUCAGCAUACAAAUCAGCUACGUGGUGAUGGGGAUUUCAGCUAGUUUCCUGUGCGUCCUCCUCAGAACUGGGCUGUGAGGAGCCAGGCAGGUGAAGCCUUUACUCCCGGAGCACCACCCAACAAGCCACAAGCCCCUCUUGGCUGCGCUUGCCAUCUGCAUUCCCAAUGGGUGGCCUUGGACACUUGUAGGAAGAUGCUUCCUCACUUUCUUAG
Mauremys mutica (yellowpond turtle) is the source of this 671-nucleotide messenger RNA. RefSeq names its product ly6/PLAUR domain-containing protein 2-like. Gene Ontology annotation, molecular function: acetylcholine receptor inhibitor activity. The transcript is spliced from 3 exons. The record is from RefSeq and is a predicted model, not a curated record. The coding region runs from base 239 to 535 and encodes 98 amino acids. NCBI's taxonomy places the organism in Eukaryota, Metazoa, Chordata, Testudines, Geoemydidae.